GCGAAAAAAGACGAUUUAAUUUAUUUAUUUAUAAAUAUGAGUACAACUACACUUGGCAACUUAAGUUAAUCAAUCCACCAAGCUCGCAAUUUAGUGGCAGGCGCAGUACCAAGUUAGCCACUGUGAGUGUAUUAUCCACUAUAACGAUUUGUUUUGAUUUCAACACACGUGCGUCUGCCGUGUAUUCCCACUUGCACUGGGAAUGGAUGAUGCAAGCCCGGCUAAGAAAACCAAGAUGACAAGAGAUAUCGAGUCCGAUCCGCAGGCAGCUGUAAGCUGCGCUCACUGGGUGCACCGCAAAAAACGCUUCUGCAAAAUGACCGUAAAUAAAGGCAGUUUGUUUUGUGGAGCACACGAGCCGCCAACGGAAGAAUCCCUGGAGAACUCGGAAGCGGAGCGCAUUCCAUGUCCACUGGAUCCCAAGCAUACAGUCUUCAAGCGCAAAUUGGCCAAGCAUUUGACCAUCUGCAAUGCCAGAGAACAGACGAGCACAGUGUCCUACAUAGUCAAAGACAUAAAUGCUGGGGAGGAGCUGGAAUUGAACAGUCAGCAGGAGAUUGAUAACUGCGAUAAACUAAAGCUGCAUGAGCUGGAGGAUGCAGAGUUCUUCAGCGUCAUAGAGAAAGUGAAGCAGCUUUAUGACACACACAUAGCUUGUCAAAUUGAGGAGAUUCACCUGCAGCACGCAUCUCUCGAGGAGCCGCUUAGCCACGAGGAGUACGGCCUGGAAACUCGCAAGCAUUUGGUACAAACUUCCGCCUUGCUGGGAAUUCUGGAGCACGAUGGUCAACUGAGCGAGAACACCAGCUACAUUGAGUUUGGCGCCGGAAAGGGUCAACUAGCCUUUUACCUGGCCACAGCGCUUGACUCCCAACAGCUGCUCCAGUCACAGGUGGUGCUGGUAGAUCGUCUUUCGCUGCGUCACAAGAAGGACAACAAGUUGGCCAACAAGGAGCUGGUGCAACGCAUUCGUGCAGACAUUGCGGAUCUCAAGAUGUCGGAGCUGCCAGAACUGCAGCGAACCCAACGAAAUGUAGCACUAUCGAAGCAUCUAUGUGGAGCGGCUACGGAUCUUACACUGCGCUGCAUACUGGACGACCCGGCAUGCUCCACGGAAUAUAUUUUGAUAGCGUUAUGCUGCCAUCAUCGCUGCUCCUGGCGUUCCUACGUCGGCAAGUCCUGGCUACAAGGAGCGGGCUUGACGCCACGUCAGUUUGUCAUCAUGACCAAAAUGGUCAGCUGGGCUGUGUGCGGCAGCGGACUCAGUCGAGAACGUCGCAAGGCAAUGGCGGAGGCAGAGGCGGAUCCACAGAAGGAACAACCGCAUCCGGAGCCAACUCAAAGAUUAAACCGUGAGGAACGAGAGUUAAUUGGAUAUCAAUGUAAGCGUGUCCUGGACUAUGGACGUCUGGAGCACCUGAAAGCCAAUGGUUAUGAUGCCUCGCUAAAGUUCUAUGUGCCACGCGAUGUCACCUUGGAAAAUGUGAUUCUAUUGGCACGACGCGCCAAUCUUAAGUGCAAUAAAACUGACAGUUGACCAACUUAUUU
Molecule: messenger RNA, 1548 nt
Organism: Drosophila innubila
Lineage: Eukaryota; Metazoa; Arthropoda; Insecta; Diptera; Drosophilidae
Product: tRNA:m(4)X modification enzyme TRM13 homolog
Exons: 1
Coding region: 203-1537 (444 amino acids)
Biological process (GO): tRNA methylation
Source: RefSeq, a predicted model, not a curated record